Molecule: messenger RNA, 1008 nt
Organism: Talaromyces atroroseus
Lineage: Eukaryota; Fungi; Ascomycota; Eurotiomycetes; Eurotiales; Trichocomaceae
Exons: 5
Coding region: 1-1008 (335 amino acids)
Source: RefSeq, a predicted model, not a curated record
AUGAAUCUCCUUGUUCAGAAACAACCAGCUUUGAUAGAGUCAUACGACACAGAGAAAUCAGCGAGAGAUAUGCUUCCAAUGCAUAAACGUGAUGCCAGUUACUCUCUCACACAGCCGGUAGUGUCAUUUCGAAGCUUGGAGACAAGUGCUACUAUAAUUGAGAGAUCGGGAUGGCGGAUAGGAAAGCCGAUACGCUGGAAAACCAGCUUGAAUGUUGAAGAUGCCGAAAUCAUUAUCAGGAAACCUUUUGUGUCUCACAUUAUUGACAGACUUUAUCAAAUAACAAGCCUUAUUGAAACUGCUCAAGAAUACGGCUGGAUCAACGAAGAAUUCCGUUACUUCAUUCAAGAAGGUGCCGCGGGAUCAGUGGUGAUUGAAAUGAGAGAGAAGAUUCAUCUAAUGGCGCAAACUCCACGGGAUGACAUGCCCUUUUUCAGUUUUGCUCUCACCCAGCUAUCCACGUCGGCUGGCAGCAUAACUGCCAGCCCUAGCAGUGGCAACAGCAUUUCAAGGUCGUUCGACUGGGUUUGUCUUUUUUUUGCUAGUGCUGAUUUUGAUCUCGAAUCCAUCUUCACUCGUGAUGUAUUUCCACCUGACUACCACGAGCCACAUCGAUCCCCUGACUUCAUGGCACUGCCCACAUGGAUCCUGAGAUGGCAGGUGGAACAUCUAAGGAGAAGCCUAUUUGAACUGAGAAGCACCAUCGUCGCGGAUAAUGAGAUAAAUAUGAAAACCCCAUCUCGCGAACAUCUGGUUCUAAUCCGAGAGAAGAUUUUCCAGAGAGAAAAAUCACAUCUAAUGUUGCAUCGACGAUGGCUAUUUGCCAAAGAGUUAGCCGAUACUCUGCUCCGGUCGUUUGAGAUAAUAACGACCCGCACCAACAACAAGAACUGUCUCGAAGUGCACUCUGAGAUAGCAAAGCAGAAUGUCAUGACUCAGCAAAGUAUGCUGCAGGCAAUUCAGCAUGAUCUGGAUAUGACUCCUUGGAGCAUAAAGGCUCAAUAUUGA